This is a messenger RNA of Micropterus dolomieu (smallmouth bass), 2940 nucleotides long. RefSeq names its product antizyme inhibitor 1-like. NCBI's taxonomy places the organism in Eukaryota, Metazoa, Chordata, Actinopteri, Centrarchiformes, Centrarchidae. Gene Ontology annotation, molecular function: ornithine decarboxylase activity; ornithine decarboxylase activator activity. The transcript is spliced from 12 exons. The record is from RefSeq and is a predicted model, not a curated record. Gene Ontology annotation, biological process: positive regulation of polyamine transmembrane transport; negative regulation of protein catabolic process. Bases 442 to 1800 code for a protein of 452 amino acids. Gene Ontology annotation, cellular component: cytoplasm.
UCGGUCCGUCUCACGGCACACUCGACCUCCACUGAUGCUUCCGCUCGGUCCUAACAAAUGAUCCGUACCAGCUAUCAUCGACAAUAACUCGACCUAAUCCACCACGUCCAUGGCAGUUAUUGUUUUCUCUUUUAGUAACCCCACCACUCUUUAAAAAUUCCGCCUAAAAAGAAAAAGCGUUCUGUCCCUUCUUUUGGGUUUUCAGCAGACGUGUACAACAACUAUCCAGAGGAUCUAGGGGCGGCUCUAUACCGAGAGCCAUUUGACUUCAACGCCGAGCCACCUUGGGAUCCUAGCUGAUAGUGGGCAAGUUCAUCCCAGGACUCGUCCAUUUUGUUGCAUAAGUCUAGGAACCCAGGGGCUCGAGAGGGAGCGAGCAAGACCACUUCGGACUAGCCACAUUCUUUAUGCCUGUCGGAUUAGAGGAAAACGGUUGAGAGGAUGAAAGGAAUUGCUGAUGAACCACAGUAUUCUGUUGGCCUACUGGAGGGAGGCAUGGCCCUCUGUGACGUGAUUGACAAUCACAUUUAUGAACAAACUCUGUCUGAGAAGAAUGCAUUCUUUGUAGCAGACCUGGGAGUCAUAAUGAGGCAGCAUGUUCGCUGGCGAACUCACAUGGCCCAAAUUCGACCCUACUACGCUGUCAGAUGCAACAGCAGUCCAGCUGUUAUUGAAGUUCUUGCUGCACUCGGCACUGGAUUCAUUUGUACCAACAAGUCUGAGCUUGAGCUGGUGCACAGCCAUGGUAUUCCCUCUGAAGAUAUCAUCUACGGUGGAGUUUGCAAACAAGUCUCCCAGAUUAAAUACGCUGCUAAGAACAGCAUUGACCUCCUGGUGUGUGAUAAUGAAGCAGAGCUACGCAAGAUUUCUCGCUGUCACCCCAAUGCCAAGCUGCUGCUAGAAGUUUCAACAGAGGCAUCCAGCCAGGACGAUGAGAUGAGCAUGACAUUUGGCUGUUCUCUCAAGGAUUGCAGGCACCUGCUGGAGAGGGCUAAGGAGUUGGGUGUGCAGGUGGUUGGGGUCAGGUGUCACAUUUCCAGCUCCUUUGAGGAUGACCAGGUGUACAUUCAUGCCAUAUCUGAUGCCCGUUGCGUCUUUGAUAUGGGAGAGGAAAUUGGCUUCAACAUGAAAAUCCUUGACAUUGGAGGCGGCUUCAGUGGCUCUGAGACCCAGCUGGAACUGAUCAAUAGUGCAGUCAUGUCUAUGGUAAACCUAUACUUCCCUCCUUCUACUGGAGUUUCCAUCAUUGCUGAGCCCAGCAGCUUCUUUGUGUCCUCUGCUUUCACGCUGGCUGUGAACGUCAUCUCCAAGGAGGUAGUGGCACGCGAUCACCAGGACCAGGCACAUGAUGAUCCAUCUCCCAACGAUGAGCCAGAGUUCCAGUACUACAUGAGCGAGGGAGUGUAUGGAUCAUUUGCCAGCAAACUCUCUGAGACCCUGAUCGCUGCUCCUGCUGUUCACAAGCAGAACACAUCGCUGGAAUCGCCAGUGUUCAGCAGCAGCCUGUGGGGUCCCUCUGGGGAUGACCUGGACCAGGUAGUGGAGCACUGUCUAUUGCCUGAGAUCAACGUCGGAGACUGGCUCAUGUUCACCCAAGCAGGGGCUUACAGUAUGGGGCAGCCACUCUGCGCUGCCACUGACUCACCACCACCCCCUGUAUACUAUGUCAUCUCCUCCAGAGACUGGUUUGAGAUGCAGGACACUGGUGUCACCCACGAGGCUACACUGAAGAACUUCUCAUUGGUCCCUUAUUUCCUCAAUUCCUGCCAAACAGAGGCUGCACUGUCUGUCCCAGCUUAGCGAUCAUCAGACCAGGAAGAUGUUCAGCUUUCCUUUAUUGAUUUCUGCUGCUAGCUUCCUCUGGCCUACAUUCCACUGGGAUGAACUGAACUGACUGUGCAGACAGUGCUUGAAAUGUUUGGGACACACCCCUGUGUAAAGUAUAACAAGUGAUUAGACCCUGGAAAACCCAUGUUGGUGUUAAUUAAUAUGCAACACAAUGGAUGACUCCAAAAAAGAGGAUUGCAUUCUUCCCUUUGCUUUGGGCAUCCCAUGGCACUACAGUUUACGCUCAUACAGUAGACAUAGAAAUAUAAUGAUUUUAAAUAAUUAUAUUUGACAAAUGUAUUAUCUAUUAUCUCCAUUGCUGUUGCCAGUCUUGUAAAGUAAAAUUUGUAUCCCCGAGUGAAGCAGUGUAUUUAAACAGAAACACAGUUCUGAGAUGUUGUAGGCUGCUUUGCGACAAGAUGUGUAUUUAUGAAUUUUAAUUGGUUGUAUAGUUUCUUUUGUGUGAUUUUGAUUUCAUUAUUACAUUUAAAAUCUGUUGUCCUUCUCAGCGUUUUUGAAAUGGAGGCUUGCAUAUGGAGGUGUAUUUACUCAUCUGUCUGAUGCAGUAAACAAAGCCAGUGAUCAAUGUGCAGUGUCUCUGUGAAAUCCACUCCUGGAAAACGAUAAGUGCAGUCUGCUCUGGUGUGGUUGGGAAGCUAAUGGCUCAUUGUUCACCAGUAAACUGGUGUUUUCAGUAUUAAGUGUUGCUCACUAGCUGUCUCACAGACCAGUGAAAGACUGGCAGGUAGCUGCUAUACCACGGCAUAGCAAAGUAGGUUCAAUAGACAGCAUGUGCUGCAGAUGGAACAAAGGAAGUGUUGAUGGAUAAUGAAUCAGCUGACAUGAAAUGGGGUCUUUCCAAAAAAAAAUUGAUAAUGUUACUUUUUUGCUGUUUCUAUCAACAAUUAUAUUAGAAAAAUAUUUUUUCAACAUUUGAUUGUUGAAAGAGUAUUAUUUCCCGACAGGGUCAGGCGUACUUGCAAAUUGUGUAUCAUAUCUGUGAAAUGUUCUCCUAAUCUGUGUCUUAACGCAUGAUAAAUUAUCGGGUUAAAAACUUGUAUCUCUGCUUGUCAACAUGGACAGUAAUAAACACCUCAUUGACUGGACUGUGAA